Messenger RNA from Arabis nemorensis, 228 nucleotides. The record is from the annotation of a GenBank genome assembly. Lineage: Eukaryota; Viridiplantae; Streptophyta; Magnoliopsida; Brassicales; Brassicaceae.
AUGUUGGAAAAAGACCAAGUACUAGCCAUUUCUCGUAACCGAGCUGGGGAAACCGGGUUACAUCUUUUGGCUCGCAAGCCUUCGGUUUUCGGACACCGAAAACAUCUCAAUUUCUUUCAGUGGUUAGGGAAUUCAAUGUUUGAAGGGAUGUUUCGUGAAGCUAAAAUGAGAAGUUCAGCCCCACAAGUUGGUGGAGAAUAUAUGGAACUUGGUUAUUCAAAAAUCUGA